AUGUCUAGUCCUAUCUUACCCUUUACCGAGGCUAACUCGAAGAGAGUUGCAUCAUUAUUCAGACAAGCUUUGAGAACUGCUUUUGACAGCUCAUUGAAAUUCGAUGCUUACCGUAAAGAAACCAUAAAGAUUAGAGCACAAUUUGAAGCAAACAAAACCGUGAACGAUCCAAGUGAAUUGGAAAAGAUUAUUCAAGCCACUCAGGGGAAGUUAGCUGAAUGGAAACACCCUGACCCUUAUAUUACCCCAUGCAGACCAGGGGGCACCAAGUAUCAAAGAAACAUUCCAGUGGAAAGGGGUCCACUUGUUCCAGGUGAUUGGUAG
This is a messenger RNA of Suhomyces tanzawaensis NRRL Y-17324, 324 nucleotides long. RefSeq lists its product as uncharacterized. Gene Ontology annotation, biological process: mitochondrial electron transport, NADH to ubiquinone. The transcript has a single exon. Lineage: Eukaryota; Fungi; Ascomycota; Pichiomycetes; Serinales; Debaryomycetaceae. The record is from RefSeq and is a predicted model, not a curated record. The coding region runs from base 1 to 324 and encodes 107 amino acids.